UGGGUUAUACAAUAUUUUCAAAAGGUAAUGGCAAAUGAGCGAACUUUGUACCAUCAGCUACACUCUUGUAUUGUCGGAAAGCAAAUAAAGCAUUCUUGAUUUUUAUAUGCAUUAUAAACGCCCUCCAACACAAGAUGCCACGGGAUGUUUGAUAUUUCCUUUGCUUUUUCAACGCUCACAAUUCAGAAAGGCUAUAAAUGAACUUUGAAAUUGUCUUGAAUAAAUUGUAGGCCUAUAUAUUAUGCUCUGUUUUUAUUAUUGUUUGCUUCAAAUUAUCAAGACUUGACAAUCGCAGUGGCAAUAGUUCGGCUUAAUAUACCUUGUAACGUGGAAUAGAAGCAGGAAUGGAUCUAUAUGUUUGUCAAGAAAGAGGACUUUGUAAACACUGAAGUCUCGAUCUUGUGAUGACUUUGAUGAAUUUCUUGUUAGCCUAAUUUUUGAACUUGUACAACUUGACGAUAUAGAGAGGUGGGCGCCGAAAUCAAAAUGGCGCGAAAACCCGAUCCAGAUUACUUCAAAUAUCCAAACAUUUUUGUCAUGAUCCUCAUCGCCUUCGGAAUGACUUUGACUGCGAUGUGUGUCUACGUUCCCGAUAAGAUACCCUAUCACUGGUUAGGAAUUCUUGGUGAUCUGGCUUGGUAUUUGGCUUACCAGAGACCUCGAGUCAUCAAAGCCAUAUGGUACAUGGCUGUAUCCAUUCAUGUUUCCGAAGCCAUUUAUGCAUAUUAUCUAGCGGGGAAAAAGGGCAUUAAGGGUCGAGCUCGGAUCCAGUGGUUUAUUUUCACCCUCGGUUUCGGGAUCGGAUCCCUCGGAAACCUCCUCGCAUACGACCCUUGUUCCUCAGGCAAAUCUGUGGACGAGCUCCUCAACGAUUCCUUCCACGGCAAGGAUGUCGAUAAAGAGUCGCUGUCGCAGUUCUUAAGCACCAUCCAAGUGGAGAAGGAAAUCGUCAUCUAACUGGACUGAAUAAAGCACCUUAGGGAUAAGGAGAGAGGGAGAGAGAGAGGC
Messenger RNA from Lytechinus variegatus (green sea urchin), 1008 nucleotides. Its product is annotated as transmembrane protein 254-like. NCBI's taxonomy places the organism in Eukaryota, Metazoa, Echinodermata, Echinoidea, Temnopleuroida, Toxopneustidae. The coding region runs from base 487 to 957 and encodes 156 amino acids. The transcript is spliced from 4 exons. The record is from RefSeq and is a predicted model, not a curated record.